ACUGUGGGGUGUCCGGUGUGGGUAGCAGCGGUGCAGGACCCCUGUAUACUGGGAAUGGACUUUUUGAAAAACUGUGGGGCUCAGUUGGACUUAGCGUCGGGCACUUUGAGGCUGUCGGGGGGGCCCACAGUGGGAAUGUCGCCUUCGGGAGGGCCAGCAGGGGGCAGGGCUGUCCCUCCGUCUUCCUCCAAGCUUGCAGAAACUCCACCGGUCAUUCCGGCUGCUCCCUUGGUCGUUGUGCCAUCCCAGCAGCUGUCUCCGGCGGCGACGGCCUUCACUCCCCAUCAUGGUGCAAGCACAGGCAGCCCAGUAGCCCAAAACACACUGGCUCCUUCACCCCAUCAGCCCGACGGGGGGAAGGAGGAAGCUAUCGACGCCGUCGAGGCUGUGUGGCUGAAGAACUGUCAGGGUCUGGAUGAGAGACAACAGAGACAGUUAAAGCAGCUGCUGUUGGACUUUAAAGAUAGCUUCGCUUGGGGGGAAGAUGAGGUAGGACAAACGCACCUAGUUCAGCACGAAAUAGACACUGGGGACGCCCGACCCAUUAAAAUUCGGCCCCGUCGUAUUCCCCUUGCCAGGAGGGAAGCAGCAGACACAGCUAUUGUUGACAUGUUGCGGGCUGAUUUCAUUGAGCCAUCAGAUAGCCCAUGGUCCGCGCCGGUCGUCAUGGUGCCUAAGAAAGGGGGUAAACUUAGGUUUUGUGUUGACUACAGGGGCCUAAAUUCUGUCACCACUAAAGACUCUUAUCCCCUACCGAGGAUCGAUGAGUCGCUAGACCACGUGAGAGGGUCCUCGUGGUUCUCCUCCCUUGAGCUGCGCAGUGGCUACUGGCAGGUGCCCCUCUCGCCAGGGGCACGUGAAAAAACGGCCUUCUCCACAGAUAGGGGCCAUUGGCAGUUCAAGGUGCUGUGCUUCGGGCUCUGUAAUGCUCCUGCCACCUUUGAGAGGCUCAUGGACAGAGUGCUGGCGGGGGUUCCGAGAGACGAGUGUGUUGUGUACCUAGACGACAUAUUGGUGCACGGCACAUCGUUUGAGGGGGCACUGGGGGCAAUUAGGCGAGUGUUGGAGAGGAUCUCGGGGGCGGGGCUAAAAUUACAUCCGGGAAAGUGCCAUUUCAUGCAAAGGGAGGUGGCGUUCCUGGGGCAUCAGCUGGGUGGUGAGGGCAUCAGCACGAUGCCAGACAAAGUAGAGGCUGUGAGGGGGUGGCCAGUUCCAGGGGGAAAAAAAGAGGUUAAGAGCUUCCUGGGGCUGGCAUCCUACUAUCGUAGGUUUGUGAAGGGGUUUGCGGGGGUAGCGGCUCCUUUGAACCACCUUCUCAAGGAGGACACUGUUUUUCAGUGGACCGAAGAGCACCAGCGGGCGUUUGAGGCCCUCAAACGUGCCCUGAUGGAGGCCCCUGUCCUGGCCUCACCAGACCCGAACCGUCCGUUCAUCCUGGACACCGACGCAAGCAAUGAGGGUUUGGGGGCUGUGCUGGCUCAGCGUGGUCCUGAUGGGGAACACGUAGUAGCUUAUUACAGCAGAACUUUUGAUAAGGCUGAAAAACGCUACUGCGUGACAAGGAGAGAGCUUUUGGCUGUCGUGGCAGCAGUACGCCAUUUCAAGUACUACCUGGGGGGCCUGCCGUUUGUGGUCCGGACGGAUCACUCCGCCCUGCAGUGGCUUCUCUCCUUCAAGGAGCCAGAGGGUCAGAUUGCCCGCUGGCUGGAGGAGCUGCAACCCUACGACUUCCAGGUGGAGCACAGAGCCGGCCUUCGCCACAGCAAUGCAGACGCCUUGUCCCGCCGCCCGUGUGCUGAGGAUGGCUGUGGGUACUGCGCCAAACGGGUGGAGCGAGAGAGAGAACUGUGCAGGGAGGAGGGAGUCACCGCCACGGUGAGUCAGCUGAGUGUGACAGAGUGCCGGGAGCUUGAGGCUGUGGACGUUGGGGAGUGGAGGCGUCGCCAGGAGGAGGACGCAGAGCUGCGUCCUGUGCUGCGGUGGGUGGAAGAGAGAAGACGACCGCCGUGGGGGGAAGUAGCCCCUCUAUCACCAGUCACCAAAGGACUGUGGGCUAAAUUCACAGUCCUUAGAGUGGCUGAGGGAGUGCUCCAGAGGGGGUGGAAAAAGCCAGCGACUGGAGAGAUUACGUGGCAGGUAGUGGUGCCCAAAAGGCUGCAGGGGAGCGUGUUACAGCAGCUUCAUGGGGGAGUAGGCGCAGGGCAUUUUGGGGUCUCCAAAACGUUAAAGCGCGUGCGUAAAGGCUUCUAUUGGGCCAGGCACAGGAGGGAUGUUGAGGACUUUUGUAGGCAGUGCGACGAAAAAAGGACCUCCAGGUCGGCUGUUCAAGAAUCGACUGCGUGCUCCCCAGCACUACUGUUAGGUCGUGAGUUGCGCACCCCAGCCGAACUGACGUUUGGCCACCCUCCUGAUAAUGACGACAGGGUUUUGCCUGGCCCGAACUAUGUGUGUCGUCUGCAGAACCGGUUAGAAGCGGCUCACACCUUCGCAAGAGAGCAACUCGAGAACGCAGGGGUGCGCCAAAAGCGCCACUACGACUCGCGCGCUAGGGGGAGGCACUUUGGAGCGGGAGAAUGUGUGUGGCUUCACAACCCCACGCGCAAGAAGGGGCGGUGCCCAAAGCUGGACAGUGCAUGGGUGGGGCCGUGUCUGGUGAUAGAGAGAGUGGGGGAGGUGACGUACCGGGUGGAGGUCCCCCCACGGAGCAGGAAGGUGGUGGUCCACCGGGAUCGAUUGGCACCCUACAGAGGGAGGAAAACGGUAGGGAAUGGGAGUGAGGUCUCAGAUGUGAGCCCACUGGAACAGUCUAACGAGGAGACUCUAGCGCAACCUGAGCCUGGGGAGGGGGCUGCUUCUUCGGAGGGCGCUGGAAAUGACAUUGGGGCAGAGGAGUGUUCUGGGGGUUCACCGGUGAGAGUCACGGGGAGGCCCAAGAGACUGAUUCGACCUCCGGGUCGUUUUAAGGAUUUUGUUGUGUAA
Salvelinus namaycush (lake trout) is the source of this 2979-nucleotide messenger RNA. RefSeq lists its product as uncharacterized. NCBI's taxonomy places the organism in Eukaryota, Metazoa, Chordata, Actinopteri, Salmoniformes, Salmonidae. The record is from RefSeq and is a predicted model, not a curated record. The coding region runs from base 55 to 2979 and encodes 974 amino acids. The transcript is spliced from 2 exons.